AUGAGCAAGGAGGGGCAGGGCCCAGGGCAGCCUCCCAGUACACCAUGCCCAGGGGAAAAGGCUCUCCAGGACUUCCAGGUCCUGGCACAAAAGAUCGGGGGGCGACCUGAGGUCCUCCUCAUUGGGGAGACCGUGGGGGGCAAGGAUAUCCAUGCUCUCAUGGGCACUUUUGUAAAGGACCUGUUUGCGACCACCUGCCACUCCGUUGCCCCUGGGGAGGUCCUCAAGAACCACUGCAAUGCCUUGUGCCCCCCUGGAAUCAAGCCAUGCCAGCUCAUCUUCUUCCUGUGCCGGGCCUCCAGCAUGAAAGGCAAGCAGGCCGAACUGCGGAAGGUCUUGAAGGACGUGAAACAGUUCGUCCAAAAAGCUCCGUGCGCCUUGGUGGGAAUCGUCAUGGAACCGCAGAAAGGAGAAGAAGUGCAGGCCCGUUGCCAGCUGGAGAAGCUGAUCCGGGGCGUCUUCCCAAAGGUGCCGCACAAACGGGGCCGGCAACCAGUCAGCAAGGGGGACCAAGGCAAGGCGCUGGAGCUGGAAGACGUUGAGGUGGAGGUCGAGAUCUACAUCCCUGGCCACCCACACGGAAAGUUGGCCAUCAUGAAGGCGGCCUGCCGUGCGUCAGAAGCCCUCUCCAAAUGUGGAGGUGCGACAAGCGCUGGGAGGGCUAUCGAGCAGGGCGAGGGAUUGGACACUGGCAGGGGUAAAUCUUGGAGGUCGAUAGCUCUCAAAUGCUUACUGGGAACGGUGUUUAUGGCCAGCCUUGCCUCUGCAGGGUGGUAUUUCUACGACCAAGGCAUGAUCCCAUCGAACAUCAUUCCAUCAACCCUGUACCCUUUUGCUUGA
This is a messenger RNA of Eublepharis macularius, 840 nucleotides long. RefSeq lists its product as uncharacterized. The transcript has 2 exons. Lineage: Eukaryota; Metazoa; Chordata; Lepidosauria; Squamata; Eublepharidae. The record is from RefSeq and is a predicted model, not a curated record. Bases 1 to 840 code for a protein of 279 amino acids.